AUGGCGGAAACAGGGGAACCGCAGACAGUGCCAGGGCCCGUGCAAGCAGCUGGCGUUGACACCGCCCUUCCACCUACUCAGGCAGCUGCCCUGCUUUCAUCUCCGGUGUCGAGACAGGGGUCCCUCUGUCCAGAUGAGUUCCUGUGUCCGAUCACGGUGCUGCUCAUGAGCGAGCCCGUGCUGCUUGUGGAGACUGGACAUACUUUUGAGAAGUCGGCCAUCGAGCAGUGGUUUGACCGCGGCAACAGAACGUGUCCCCUGACAGGUGUCGUGCUGACGAGCACCCAGGUGUCUCCGAACUUGACACUGCGCAAGCUCAUCCAAGACUGGGCCGCCCGCCAUCCAACACAAAGCGCCGUCGCGCAGACACCCUCGUCCUCUCAAAAUCCGCACCCGCAGCCAAAUGCAAACCUCGAAUUGCCCAACACUCCGGUGCUGCCGAACAGCACUCCUUCGCACAAUAAUUCUCAGAACGAGCAUUGGGCUGCCCGGCUACCAUUUGCGCACCGGCGGGCUCCACGAAGAGCGCGGCUCUCGGAAGUUCUGGAGUCCCCGCUUCCGCCUGCAGAUGAUGACGAACCGCUGGAGGCCGCUCCUCCUGAGAAUCAGGAGGGCAACGCACCUACGGUUGACGCCGAACCCAGACUUUCGCUCGCUGCGGAGUUCGACACGAUCGGGCCUCUCCCCCGGGAACAGCUGCUGGUUCUGGCGCACGUGGCUGCUCCAGAGACCGGGAAGCGCGUCCCGGUUGACCUGGUGGCGGUCCUGGACGUGAGCGGCAGCAUGGCGGCCGACCGCCUCCCGCUGGUGAAGGAGACGCUGCUGUUUGUGAUCAGCCAAUUGCAGUCGUCGGAUCGCCUGUCCAUCGUCGCGUUCUGCGACCGCGCGCAGCGCGCAAUCAGGCUGACGAAGGCGACCGAGCAAAGCAAAGAACGGCUCAAGCUCGCCGUGCAGGGUCUCAGGGCUGGGGGAGGCACGUCAAUCGCCUCUGGCUUGGCGCUGGGCCUCCACGUGCUGACGUCACGGCGCGAGAGGAACCACGUUGCGUGCAUGUUGCUCCUCUCGGACGGCCUCGAUAAUUUCGGGGGCGGGGCCGACUUCGUGGCGCAGAACCAGGACCUGCUGACGUCAGCCACGCGGGACAGCGUCUCGGUGCACACCUUUGGUUACGGAAGGAACCACGACGAGCAUAUCCUCGACGCGAUCGCGGAAGGAACCAACGGAACCUUCACGUUCGUCCGGAGCAAUUUGGAAGUCAAAGAGGCCGUUGCGCAAUGUCUGGGGGGUGCACUCAGCGUGGCUGCUCAGGCGACCACUAUAAGCAUCACCGCAGCCUCCGGGGUCGCCGUUCUGUCCGUCAGCGCCGGAGCGUAUGAAGCGACCGUGGAUGAGGCGCAGGCGGCCGCGAAGAUCGACCUGAAAGACAUGUACUCCGGCGAGACCCGGGACGUUUUGAUCACGGUCAGAGUGCCCGCAGCCGAAGGCGACCGCUCGGAACCCACCGAGCUCCUGUCGGGGCGGCUUCAGUACACGGUCCCGGGUCAGGAGAAGUUAUCUAGGUCGCCUAAUCUGACGCUCUUAAUCGCUCGGGGAGAGGGCCCCGAGGGAACGGGGCCCAACGUGGAUGUCGACAUUCAGCGUAACAGGCUCAACGCCGCCAAGGCGAUGCGGGUGGCAGAUCGGCUGGCUGGGGAAAACCACCUGGACCAGGCACGUGACGCCAUCGCAGCGGCUAUGGAUUCCAUACGGCGGUCGAUAUCGGGCCAAGCGCCGGCGUGCGUGGCGCUCCUGGAGGAUCUGCAACUAGUCGGGCGGGGCUUCGCAAGCGCGCGCGAGUACCAGACGGAAGGCUCUAAAGUCGCGAAAUCGUCGGCUAGGAUGCACUCCAGCCAGCGUGCCGCGUACUCCUCGAAGAUCGGCGCGAGCGCUCGACGCCCAUCUGAGUAUGUGCAGUACGCCUCAACGUCCGCUGUUCAGAUGAGGAACACGGCGUCCAGCAGUAUGUAG
This is a messenger RNA of Klebsormidium nitens, 2007 nucleotides long. The record is from the annotation of a GenBank genome assembly. NCBI's taxonomy places the organism in Eukaryota, Viridiplantae, Streptophyta, Klebsormidiophyceae, Klebsormidiales, Klebsormidiaceae.